This is a messenger RNA of Choloepus didactylus (southern two-toed sloth), 1697 nucleotides long. It is a transcript of the gene KRT35, whose product is annotated as keratin 35. Lineage: Eukaryota; Metazoa; Chordata; Mammalia; Pilosa; Megalonychidae. The record is from RefSeq and is a predicted model, not a curated record. The transcript has 7 exons. Gene Ontology annotation, molecular function: structural molecule activity. Bases 1 to 1368 code for a protein of 455 amino acids.
AUGGCUUCCAAAUGCAUCAAGUCCAGCUUCUCCUCGGCAUCUCUCAAGAGCCCAGGAGGGGCCCCUGGGGGGUCCACUUGCGUGUCCACAAUGUACUCCAGUGGCUCGUGCAAGCUCCCGAGUCCCUCCCGCAGGACCCGCAGCUUCUCUGCAUGUUCAACUGGGCUGGGCAGAAGCAGCUGCAGGGCCACCAGCUUCCUCCCUGCUCUCUGCCUCUCUCCUGGGGGCUUUGCCACUGGCUACAGCAUGGGUGGGGGCUGGUUUGGGGAGGGCAUCCUCACCAGCAACGAGAAGGAGACCAUGCAGUUCCUGAACGACCGCCUGGCCAACUACCUGGAGAAGGUGCGGCAGCUGGAGCGGGAGAACACAGAGCUGGAGAGCCGCAUCCGUGAGUGGUGCCAGCAGCAGGUGCCCUACAUGUGUCCCAACUACCAGUCCUACUUCCAGACCAUUGAGGAGCUCCGGAAGAAGACUCUGUGCACCAAGGCUGAGAAUGCCAGGCUGGUGGUGCAGAUCGACAAUGCCAAGUUGGCUGCCGAUGACUUCAGAACUAAGUACGAGAUGGAGCUGUCCAUGCGGCAGCUGGUGGAGGCCGACAUCAACGGGCUGCGCAGGAUCCUGGACGACCUGACCCUGUGCAAGUCUGACCUGGAGGCCCAGGUGGAGUCCCUGAAGGAGGAGCUGCUGUGCCUCAAGAAGACCCAUGAGGAGGAAGUGAACUCGCUGAGCUGCCAGCUUGGGGACAGGCUCAACGUGGAGGUGGAUGCUGCCCCACCUGUUGACCUGAACCGUGUUCUGGAUGAGAUGAGGUGCCAGUACGAGACCCUGGUGGAGAAUAACCGCCGGGAUGCUGAAGACUGGUUCAACACCCAGACGGAGGAGCUGAGCCAGCAGGUGGUGUCCAGCUCGGAGCAGCUGCAGUCGUACCAGGCGGAGAUCAUCGAGCUGAGACGCACGGUCAACGCCCUGGAGAUCGAGCUGCAGGCCCAGCACAGCUUGAGAGAUGCUUUGGAAUCCACUCUGGCUGAGACGGAGGCCCGCUACAGCUCCCAGCUGGCCCAGCUGCAGGGCCUGAUCAGCAACGUGGAGUCCAAGCUUGGGGAGAUCCGCUGUGACCUGGAGCGGCAGAACCAGGAGUACCAGGUGCUGCUGGACGUCCGUGCCCGGCUGGAGUGCGAGAUCAACACGUACCGGAGCCUGCUGGAGAGCGAGGACUGCAAGCUCCCCUGUCACCCGUGUGCUCCCGACUACUCACCCUCCAAGUCGUGCCUUCCCUGUCCUCCUGUGGCCUCCUGCAGUCCUGGCACAGCUCGCACAACCUGCAGCCCCCGCGCCAUUUGUGUGCCCUGCCCGGGGAGCCGGUUCUGAACAUGGCUGACCAGAAGGCCAAGGCCACUGUCUCCAGGGCUUGGACCUGUCCUCUACUCAACCCCAGCCCUUAAAGCCCAAUUUCCUCUCCUGGCAGAGCCCAGGGCCUGGCCGUGAGAGUGCUUCCCGCAUAUGCAUGCCUUAAAGUUUCUCAAAAGUCAGUCACUAAGGCUGGCUGCCCCUGAGGGGCAACUUCUUAUCAUUUCAAUGGGUGCUGGGGUCUUGGUUCUCAGGCUGCCUCUUGGGGUCAGGUUUUCCUUCUGGGUGCUUUUCAGUUGGUUCUGAAAUGCAAUAGAGGGCAAUUGGUGGAACAAUAAAACUCAUUUGCU